Molecule: messenger RNA, 5618 nt
Organism: Chiroxiphia lanceolata (lance-tailed manakin)
Lineage: Eukaryota; Metazoa; Chordata; Aves; Passeriformes; Pipridae
Gene: NCOA7
Product: nuclear receptor coactivator 7
Exons: 18
Coding region: 606-3479 (957 amino acids)
Biological process (GO): regulation of transcription by RNA polymerase II; response to oxidative stress
Cellular component (GO): nucleus
Source: RefSeq, a predicted model, not a curated record
UUCUAAAGACCCCCAACGGCCAUAACGACACCCCCACGCCGCAUUGUGCCGCUGGUUUUUCCUUGUGCUCCCACUUUCCAGGCAGUACCAAGUCGUGGAGGCAGCUGCGUGUACGGAGGGACGUUCCAUUCCACCCCACAGAAGGGGAUAGCGACGGCGGGGUGGGAAGGAGAGUGGGCGGCCCAGGCGAGGCGGAGAAAUGCAUCAGUGAAACUGUCAGCGAUUCAGCCUCCUGCCAGCACAGAAGCAGCCGGUGCCUGCGUCCCUGAGAUGCUGGCUGAAGAAUGAUCUUCCCGAAAGCUCCAGGGAGGGAAUGUCAGAGACUGAUGUUUCUUUUCACUUAACAGAACAGCGGUGUAUUGGUAAAACCAAUGUUUCUGUAGAUAGGAGAGCCAUUUCCCCAAAGUCUAAGACUCCCCAGGCAAAGAGCUGUCCUGGUGCAUCAGUUAGAGGAAAUCACAGCUUUGUUUUACAGAAGUUCACAGUGAGAGCUGUUGCUUCCUUGAACUCAUCUUAAGAAAAGGAGACGCUGCCUGGAUAUGAGGUACUGAGGGGAGAAAGAGCAUCGUGCUUGGCUGCUCACCUUGCCCAUUUGAGUCUGAAUUAUGGAGACCAAGGAAGAGAAGAAAGAACGGCGACAAGGCUAUUUUGCUCGUUUGAAAAAGAAAAGGCAAGUCAAACAAAACACCGAGACUGUCUCUGCCAAUUCCCCUGGAUCUCCUGUUUCCAAAACACCGUCAGAGAAAGAUGAUGAAAGUAAAGUUAUUUUGGAGCAACUCAGUUCCUCUGGAGACAACUGUAAAUUUCCUGGGGAAAAGGAAACUGCUCCAGACAAGGAAAAGAAAAAGAAAAAAUACAGUCAGCUGAAAGACAUCAGACGCACAGAACUUAAAAGAUACUAUAGUACUGAUGACAAUCAAAACAAAACCAAUGAAAAGAAAGAGAAGAAAAUGGUUUCUCAGAAACCCCAUGGUACCAUAGAAUACACUGCUGGAAAUCAGGACACCAUAAACAGCAUAGCAUUAAAGUUUAACGUCACCCCAAACAAGCUUGUGGAGCUCAAUAAGCUUUUCACGCAGACCAUUGUGCCAGGCCAGAUUCUCUUUGUGCCAGAGACAAGCGCUGCCAGACUGUCGUCUUUUAGUCCUGGUGCUCCUGUUUCUCCUUCUUCAUCAGAUGCUGAAUAUGACAAACUCCCUGAUGCUGAUUUGGCAAGAAAGGCUUUCAAACCAGUUGAGAGAGUCUUGUCCUCUACUUCAGAAGAGGAUGAGCCUGUGGUUGUCAAAUUUUUAAAAAUGAAUUGUCGUUACUUCACAGAUGGUAAGGGUGUAGUUGGAGGAGUCAUGAUAGUAACUCCAAACAAUAUCAUGUUUGACCCACAUAAAUCUGAUCCUCUGGUAAUUGAGAAUGGCUGUGAAGAAUACGGGCUCAUCUGCCCCAUGGAGGAGGUUGUCUCAAUAGCUCUCUACAAUGACAUCUCUCACAUGAAGAUUAAAGAUGCAUUGCCAUCUGACAUACCAAAGGAUCUUUGUCCUCUGUACAGGCCAGGAGAAUGGGAAGACCUAUCCUCUGAGAAAGAUAUCAAUCCUUUCAGCAAAUUCAAAUCCCUUAGCAAGGAGAAGAGGCAACAGAAUGGGGAUCCAUCCGUUGCUCUGGGCUCCAAACAGAUAAAGCCUUCAGAUAAGGAAAAGUCUGCUGAUUUUGAAGUUCUUCAGUCAUCUGAGAGUACAGGCUCAAUCAAAUCAAAUUCUGUGGAGUUUCCCAACAACAUCACUGCCACUGAACAUUUGGAAAAGUUUACUGUGGAUCCAUGUGCCAAGGACCCUUCUGGGGAAAAAAAUGCUUCAGAUAUCAAAACCAAAGAAAAAUCGCGUUUAGGAGAAGGAGAGGAUGACUUCAUUGAGCUGGAAAAGACAUCAUCUCAUAUGGAUAGAGGGUUGGACAGGAAAAUCUCAGUAAUGGAAGGCUUGCUGGCAGACCCCCGGGACUUGGGGAGAACUAAGCAGCAGGUAACCAAACCUACUACAGAAGUCCAGGAGCACUUGACAGUUGAUUCCUUGGAAAAAAAGGACAGUGUUGAACCUAAAGCUGACUUAGACUUAGAGCUGUGCGAAAAGCAAGAUGUUAUUCCAGAAGUAAACAAAUGUGUCAGUUCCCCAACAGGUAAGGUGGAGAAUGCAUUGGACACUAAGAAAGAGCUAGAGAAAGAUAAACUUAUUGAAUUUUACCUCAAUAAAGAUGGGAAUGGGUCUCAGUCAUCUGAAGACUUACACAAGGCUGAAAUCCAGAAAGGUGAAAACAAUAAAGCAAUUGGCAUAGACCUUACACUUAGCUGUUCAAAGUCCCAAGCUAAUGAAGUCCAUACAGUUAAAAGUAUGGAGCUUGAUUCCUGCUGUGUUGAAAGGAAAGCACCUUCAUUAGAAAUCAGCUCAGCAGCAGCAGAGGAAAAGAACCCGAAAGAGUCUGUGGACUCUUCCUUAGUACCAGCUAUAGACAAGACCUGUCAAGAAACACAGUUAGACAAUCAAUCAGAAAUCAGACUGUGGCUGCUGCAGAAAAUUCAAGUGCCAAUUGAAGAUAUGCUUCCUUCAAAAGAGGAGAAGAGCAAGACUCCUCCAAUGUUUCUGUGCAUUAAAGUAGGCAAGCCCAUGAGAAAGUCCUUUGUGUCUCAGAACACCACCGUGUCUCAGCAGUACAGUAAGAAGAUAAAGCAACCAGAGUACUGGUUUGCUGUUCCUCGGGAAAGGGUGGAUCACUUAUACACAUUUUUUGUUCAGUGGUCACCAGAAAUAUAUGGGAAAGAUGCCAAAGAACAGGGUUUUGUCGUGGUAGAAAAGGAGGAACUUGACAUGAUAGACAACUUCUUCAGUGAGCCCACUUCUAAAAGCUGGGAGAUCAUUACUGUAGAAGAAGCCAAACGACGAAAGAGUGUUUGCAGUUACUAUGAAGAAGAGGAUGAUGAUACUUUGCCUAUCUUAAAGCAUCACAGUGCUCUCCUGGAGAACAUGCACAUAGAGCAGCUUGCCCGGCGCUUGCCCGCACGAGUGCAGGGAUAUCCAUGGCGCCUCGCGUACAGCACACUGGAGCAUGGGACUAGCUUGAAGACUCUGUACCGUAAAUCAGCAUCUCUUGACAGUCCUGUUCUCCUUGUCAUCAAAGAUAUGGACAACCAGAUAUUUGGAGCAUACGCUACACAUCCCUUCAAGUUUAGUGACCACUACUAUGGCACUGGUGAAACAUUCCUCUACACAUUCAGUCCACAUUUCAAGGUAUUCAAAUGGAGUGGAGAGAAUACCUACUUCAUCAAUGGAGAUACUACCUCCCUGGAGCUUGGAGGUGGCGGUGGCCGGUUUGGCUUAUGGUUAGAUGCAGAUUUGUAUCAUGGGCGAAGCAAUUCCUGCAGCACCUUCAAUAAUGACAUCUUAACUAAGAAAGAAGAUUUCAUAAUACAGGACGUAGAAGUAUGGACAUUUGAGUGAAAUACUGACUGCCUUAAGGACUGGAUCCAUUAGGCACUUAAAAGCUAACUAGAAGGUGCAGGCUGCCUCACAAUGUUACACGCUUUUUCCUCAAGUUUGUACCAGAGCAUGACUACGCAAAAAAACCCAACCAAACAACCCAAGAAUAAAAGAAUUGGUUUUGAGAGGCAGCAAGAGACAGAACAGUAAGAGAUCACUCUGAAGUGUUUUUUACUGCCUCUUCCAACACGCCUCCCUUGAAGAUAUGAUGCUUAUGAAAACAUUCAUGGUGUAUAAGUUGAAAACUUUUUAUGUAACUGUGAAAAAAAACCUUUGGGAAAACUGUAACUAUCUACAUUCCAUGUGUAUUUAUGUUCAACAUACAAAUGCUGACCAAAAAUAAAAGGUUACUCUACCAAAAUCUACAGCAUACUGUUUACCAUGGAAAAGAGUCAGAAACAGGUGUACACAGCACUUAAGGGAACAUGUUUUUAAAAUAAUUUUAUUUAUUGUUACUGUAUAGCAGAUUUUUUUGUGAAUAUAUUAGUUAUGAUUUUUCUUUCAAUGUUUCAAAUCUCAUUUUGAUAAAUAGUUGCUCUUGAGGUAGGUUUCUUAUGCAUUGACAUUUAUUUUGAAUCAAUUUAUUUGAUUUUUGAAGUUAAUUUUUAUAUUUUUAUUUUGUAAAUGAGAUUUUGUUUUCAUUAUACCCUAAUUAGAGGGUUUGUUUUUCUGGCAGAAACACUUGAGUGCAUAAUUCUGUUUCAUUUUCUUUUCCUGAAAUGAGGGAGAAGGUGCAUAGUGCUUCUUAUUAACUCUGCUGUCACAUUCCUGUUAAUAGAUUAUUAUUUUGGCAGUAUGGAGACACUGGGCAAAGUGCCACGUGGUGUAGACUGUAUCAGCUCUGUUGCAAUCCACAGAAUUGGGACGGCAUGCUCUGAGCAUCUGCCCUAGUAUUAUUUGACUGUUUACAAAAGACAUUUUUAAGAGAGAAUUGUUUUUCUGUGUAACCACCAAAUGAUUCAAAAUAAGCCUCUCACUGUGCUUUUAUGAGCAUUUCUCUAUAAAUUUAAGGAUUUGUUAAGGAGAAGAUACAAUGGAGAUUUAGAGAAGAAUGUUCUUUUCCUUGCAGCCAGGUCACGUUAGUGUAAAACUUGUUUUCUUAGUAAUUACAUACAAUAUUUCUUUUCCCCAAAAAAAGGCCCUUGAAGCAACAGGGUGGUUUAGGAUUUGACAGGCAACUAAAUAGUCUUGCUUGUUUUUAAUGAGAUGAAAUUAUACUCCCUGCCCGCCAAAGCUGAAAAGACUAUAGUACAAAAUGAAAAUUUUGGUAAAAAGGGAGAGUGUGAGAGAAGACUGGCAAUCUUCACUGUUUGCUAAGGAAUUCUGCUUUGCCAUUAAGCUGUGGUUUUGUUUACACAGUUCAGGCCUAACCAACAUUAGGAUGCUGUCCUGCCCUUAGAUUUGAAUGCAUCAUUGUCCUGAGAAAGGCAGGUUUUAGAAACAGUAGUGUGCAUUAAAACAGUACAAUCUAAUUUUGGAAUAUUAAUAACUGGGUAAUACAACUCAAUUUAGUAACUGCUCUUUCCUUUUUGAAUAGAUUAAAUAAAAAAAAAAAAGCCAAGUGUUUUUUUUUUUGAAAAGCAUUUCUAAAUCUUAAUCCUGCACAGAAAUUUCACUGUCUAAAAAACCAGUGCUAUAUAUGGUAAGCCUGUAUCACACUGCACGUGAACUUUUCACACUCCCUUUCUAUAUGGCUGGUCUACUACAGCCAUAAAUAAAGUUCUUAUUGGUAAUGCUUUAAAAGAUUUUGGAAGUUGCUAACAGCAUAAUGCUUUGAAGAUACCCAGAAUAUCUAACACUGUUUGCUCUUUUAAAUGGUGGCAGACUACUUAAUAGUUAAAAAAACGCAAAAAAUCAACAGAAAACCCCCACAACAACCAAAACUAGACCAACUAAGUUCAACAUUUUACAUACAUUUCACUAUUGCAACCUACGAUUACUCCAUUAUAUUAUCUUGUCAGAGCAUAUCUAAACGCUGUGGUCUUAUUCAAAACAGUGUUGUUCAAUCAAAAUUCUGUGACCCUUGAACUAUGAAUAUUGAAUAUAUGUAAUGCAGUGCUAUCACAAUAUUUUCAAUAAAGGAAUUUAUGCAUUCAGAAA